GCUGUGUCAGUGAACAUGCGGAAAAAUAGUGCAACGAACUCUGACUACCAAGCAAGUAGUGAUGUCCACUACAAACCCCCCAAUAAUACUGAUAUUUAGUGGUAAACGCAAAUCAGGGAAGGAUUAUGUAACCGACUUAAUUCAUAAAAGGCUGGGAGAUGAUACAUGCUGCAUCCUGCGUCUGUCUGGGCCCCUGAAAGAACAGUAUGCAAAGGAGCAUGGUCUUGACUUCAGUAAGUUGCUGGGAGCGGGCCAGUAUAAGGAGCGAUACAGAGCAGACAUGAUCCAGUGGGGAGAGAGGAUGAGGGAGCAGGAUCCUGGGUUCUUCUGCCGGCUGGCCAUCAGAGAGGCAAAACAGCCAGUUUGGAUCAUCAGUGAUGCUCGGCGCAUGUCGGACCUGCAGUGGUUCUGGAGGGAGUUUCCUCAGCAGUGUUGCUGUGUGCGCGUAGAGGCCUCGGAGCAGAUCAGAUUACAGAGAGGAUGGAAGUUCACUCCAGGUAUUGAUGACGCAGAGUCAGAAUGUGGUCUCGAUCAGGGAGUGCAGUUUGACUGGAUAAUUAACAAUAAUGGAGAUGCUGUACUUUUGGAAGAACAGCUGAAAGAACUGUUUGUGCUGGCGAAGGAAAAAUCUGCACACAAUAAUGGACAACAAAGUAUUAACAGUUAACCACAAAUUCUUGAGUUUUACCAUUUUGUUAACGGUCUAACAUUGUAAAUACCCCCAAAAAGUGUAUUUGUACUAAUAGAAAAUGCAGUGAAAUGUC
This is a messenger RNA of Alosa alosa (allis shad), 764 nucleotides long. It is a transcript of the gene pmvk, whose product is annotated as phosphomevalonate kinase. The transcript has 5 exons. Bases 62 to 667 code for a protein of 201 amino acids. Gene Ontology annotation, biological process: cholesterol biosynthetic process; isopentenyl diphosphate biosynthetic process, mevalonate pathway. Gene Ontology annotation, molecular function: phosphomevalonate kinase activity. The record is from RefSeq and is a predicted model, not a curated record. Gene Ontology annotation, cellular component: cytoplasm. NCBI's taxonomy places the organism in Eukaryota, Metazoa, Chordata, Actinopteri, Clupeiformes, Clupeidae.